GCUAUCUUAAUCAUGAAUAGGGGUGUCUGGAUUUCUUUUUUCUUUUCUCUAUAAUAUUAUUAUUAUUUUGUACGUGGUACGACUCCGCGUUCUGAACGGAGUGCAUAUAAAACCGCACAUUUGGCCCUUACCACACCCCCUACCGCCCUUUCCGCAGAUCGUCCGCGGAUCCCGGUUCCUGAAGAUACGCAAUUAUAUGUCAGCUCUUCGUGGCAUCAUCUUGAUAUGAUAUAAUUACAUACUACCACCGUUACACCACUUAGUCGUGACAUAAUCCUCAAUUCUCACUAGAUAACAACCCAGUAUUCCCGGUGCAAGCGCCAAAAAAAAAAAAAGAAAAACCGGUUGCGUGGCCACCAUUCCAUUAGCCAACGCCAACAGCCACGGAGCCCUGCUUAAACCAUAUAUAACCAGGUAUAUGGGGAAAUCCCGAGAAAUGGCUCAGACGCAGGAGCAAUUGCAUCAUGCUGUCACACACUGAUUGGCUCUGGACUUUGAUUCUCGGAACUAAGCUAUAUCAAAUAGGCAAAAAUAUCCAGUUCUUCCAUCCGGCUUCCACCGCUUCUUCUGCUACUUUUGGCUUCUGCCGAGCAUUGCUGUUUCGGGGUAUCCGGGGGAGUGCACGGAGCGCUUUUGUGGAGUGGGUGAAGGAUACGGGGUCAUGAGUACGGGUGGUUUCUCAUAUUCGUCGGUACAGCUGGAUUAGAUGCGGACGGACUCCGUAGCACCGUAGCACGGUAUCACUCAUAUAAGUGUGUUUAGAUAUGCGACACGCGGCACUAUUGCCAAUUUUCGGUUCUUUUGUUGAUUUUGAUUUUGAUUUUGUUUCAUUGUCGUACGUGUUCUGUGCCCUGGCCCUGGCCGGUGUGUAUUCGUAUACUUUGUAUAUGUACAUACCCAGGCGCCCUUUGUGGGUACCCGACGACCAGUCAAUGAGGAGUCAAAUGUCUAAUAUGCUUGUUUUCCAAUAAAGCAAGGCUUGUGUCAGGUAUGGAAGGUCUCGGAUCAUUCUGUACGUUGAGAUAAGCAAUAUGCUGUGCCAGAAAAUACCUCAAAAGGGAUACGUGCAUACAUGGG
Molecule: messenger RNA, 1077 nt
Organism: Aspergillus ruber CBS 135680
Lineage: Eukaryota; Fungi; Ascomycota; Eurotiomycetes; Eurotiales; Aspergillaceae
Exons: 1
Coding region: 465-665 (66 amino acids)
Source: RefSeq, a predicted model, not a curated record